AUGUCUUCUGAGCAAACAGCGUCAGGACCUGAUGCUGAGUCCAAGAAUCCUCCGCAGAGCGGCGAGGGAUCGCAGUUGGCAUUAGAUGACUUUGGCCUUCCCAUACGACCCAAGCACAAGAGGACAGAUUCCGAGGGAUCCGGUCCCGGAUCACCGGGCUUCCAUGAUGCUGAAGAAAGACCAGUCCCAACUGAUACUAUACCCAUCCAGACGACACAACACCAUUCAGCGGCGGCGACCGAGACAAACAAGGGGGAGGAUGACUUCCAGGCAGACGAGGUGCAGCCCUCUGCUCCAAUUACCGGGCUAGGAGUAACAAUUGAGAGCAACAAUGAUUCUGAAUCGAGAGCCAUUCACGGCUCUACUGCCGACAACCAAGCAGCAGAACGCCAGUUGGCGAGUCCCAAGAAAGAGAAGCAUUCUCAUAGCAAAAACGACUCAAUGGGAGCUUCCGAAUGGUCUCACCAAAAACUUACUGAGCAGCAUUCCGAUGAGGAGAGUGACAGCGAAGACGAAUGGAAGGAUAUGCCAGCCCUAGGAGAACUCGAUCAUUAUGACGAUUACGGCAGGCUGGUUGCGAAGGGCUCGAAGCUGGAUGAGGAUGACUAUAUGGAGCCCGGGGCGGCAAGUCGAGGAUACACACGUAUACAGCUAGAUGACGAUGCCGUCUCUGUGACAAGCAUGGACGAAAACUCGAGCUAUCUUUUCAAAGAAGGUGGAACUUCGGUCGGUGUGGACGAUGAUACUCGCGAUGCGCUUAGCCAGCUGCAGGCUACGAAGAACCUUCUGAGUGAAGGCCAACGGAUCGCCUACGUCGGAGUUGUGCGCCUUACUAUACAUCAAAUGACCAGUGAUCUGGAGAAUAUCCCUGCCACUAAGUCCUCUAAGAAGGCCUUGUCGGACGCCCUAGACUCAAUGAAGAAAUGGAGUCAGGGAAUAAUGAUACGACUCUUUGCUCAUAUGGACAUUGACUCUGCGGAGCAGGUCAUGAUUGAACAGCUUACUGAGCAUGGGGUUCAAUCGGCGGAUCUUGUGGCGCCUUUAAUGAAAAAUUCCCGAGUCAAAAAUCCAAUGGCCGAAGAGGGUCGUUCAUCCCUCGGGUCCUCUUCCUUGAGCUCGCCGAAUCCUGAAAAUGACAAAAGAAAUAGUUAUUCUAUUCCAUCAAGCGUAUCUCCCCCUGCUUAUGAGGAGAGCAUAUCUCCCCCGCCCUAUGCUGCUGAAACAGACGAAGUGCCAGCCGUUCAGACCCCAUCUCAGAUGCCCACAUCGGCCAGUAUAGACAUUGAUCUUCGAUGGACUGUCCUCUGCGACCUAUUCCUUGUCCUUAUCUCAGAUGCAAACUAUGAUGCCCGUUCGCGUUACCUGCUUGAGCAGGUUGGUAAGGCAAUGAAUAUUUCAUGGAUGCAGAUUAGUCGCUUUGAGAAGAAGGUCAUCGAUGCUCUAGAAAUGGAGCAAGCUGCUGAGAAGGAGAAUUGGGAUGAAUCAGAACAUAUGGAACAGCGACGAAAGCAGGCUUUGAAGAAGAAAUACAUGGUCAUGGGUCUGGCGACUGUUGGAGGAGGGUUGGUAAUUGGCCUUUCGGCAGGUCUUUUGGCGCCGGUCAUUGGCGCCGGUCUGGCAGCUGGUUUUACUACUAUUGGAAUCUCCGGCACGGGGGCUUUCUUGGGCGGAACUGGUGGUACUGCACUGAUUGCGUCCGGUGCAACUCUCACAGGAACCUACUCAGGCUUGAGGGCCUCUCAUCGUCGGACAGGUGCCGUUCAGACUUUCGAAUAUCGUCCACUUCAUCAUAACCAGCGGGUUAACCUGAUUGUCACUGUUUCCGGUUGGAUGACUGGCAAGGUUGAUGAUGUACGACUACCUUUUAGUACGGUUGAUCCCAUUAUGGGUGAUCUGUAUUCCGUCUUUUGGGAGCCUGAAAUGCUCCAAAGUAUGGGUUCCACAAUCAACAUUUUGGCAACGGAGGCUCUCACUCAAGGUCUACAACAAGUCUUGGGAAGCACGAUUCUGACAGCGUUGAUGGGAGCUCUACAACUUCCUCUGGUGCUUACGAAACUUACCUAUCUCAUUGACAAUCCUUGGAACGUGUCAUUAGUGCGAGCGAAUGCCGCUGGUCUCAUUCUCGCGGAUUCUAUAAUGAGUGGCAAUUUGGGAAAGAGACCUAUUACCCUUCUUGGAUUUUCUCUCGGUUCGAGGGUGAUAUUUUCUUGUCUUAAGGAACUCGCCAAGAAAGGUGGCUACGGUCUUGUGCAAAACGUCUAUUUAUUCGGCUCGCCAAUUGUGGCCAAUAAGGAUGACUAUCUCAAAGCGCGAAGCGUCGUAGUCGGAAGAUUCGUGAAUGGCUACUCAUCCAACGACUGGAUCCUAGGUUACUUGUUCAGAGCUACUAGCGGAGGUAUCAUGCGCGUCGCUGGUCUUGCUCCUGUUCUUAACAUCCCCGGUUUAGAGAACUUUGAUGUGACGAACUUGGUCACGGGUCACAUGAACUAUCGUGCAGCCAUGCCGCGGUUAUUGCGUGAAGUUGGUUGGGAAGUGUUGAGCGAUGAAUUUGCAGAAAUCGAAGAUCCUGAUCCUGACAACCAUACCGAACGACAACGAGAACUAAUUCGUGAGAUUGAUGAAGCUCGCAGAGAAGCAGAGGAGAAGCCAGACAAGAAGAGAUUUGGACUGUUCAAGAAAUCGACCCUGGCGAAAAAGAAGGGCUGGGAGACGUACGAUCCAGAUUUUGCAGAUAGUACGUCGCACCCGAAUUCGCCCAAGUCACCGUCCGGGCAUGACAGCGUCCUGUUCGACAUUGAUGCUAUCAGAGCGGAGCUUGCAUCGGAGCAGAUUGAGGUUAAGCAACUCGAAUCAACGCUGCCACCAAUCAAGGUAGACUUGAACGGCCGCAAUGCCGAUCCGUCGAGCCGACCAGAUCUACGACAAUCAAAGAGCGAGAGUGACGCUGAGACUUCACUCAUCUCCACAACGGAGGAGGAAGAGAAGAAGAAGAAGGAGAAGAAGAUAUUCAAUUGA
Messenger RNA from Talaromyces atroroseus, 3015 nucleotides. RefSeq lists its product as hypothetical. The transcript has 3 exons. The coding region runs from base 1 to 3015 and encodes 1004 amino acids. The record is from RefSeq and is a predicted model, not a curated record. NCBI's taxonomy places the organism in Eukaryota, Fungi, Ascomycota, Eurotiomycetes, Eurotiales, Trichocomaceae.